Messenger RNA from Canis lupus familiaris (dog), 3519 nucleotides. RefSeq names its product DNA damage inducible 1 homolog 2 (gene DDI2). Gene Ontology annotation, molecular function: protein binding; aspartic-type endopeptidase activity. The record is from RefSeq and is a predicted model, not a curated record. NCBI's taxonomy places the organism in Eukaryota, Metazoa, Chordata, Mammalia, Carnivora, Canidae. The transcript has 10 exons. The coding region runs from base 62 to 3196 and encodes 1044 amino acids. Gene Ontology annotation, biological process: proteolysis.
GCCGCCGCCCCGCAGCCCAGCGCCGAGGCCGGGCCGAGCCGAGCCGGGUCGGGCCCGGGCCAUGCUGCUCACCGUGUACUGUGUGCGGAGGGACCUCUCCGAGGUGACCUUUUCCCUCCAGGUCGACGCCGACUUCGAGCUGCACAACUUCCGCGCGCUGUGCGAGCUCGAGUCCGGCAUCCCCGCGGCCGAGAGCCAGAUUGUCUAUGCUGAAAGACCUCUCACAGACAACCACAGAUCGCUGGCUUCCUACGGCUUGAAAGAUGGGGAUGUUGUGAUUUUACGACAGAAGGAGAAUGCAGACCCUCGACCUCCGGUGCAAUUCCCAAACUUACCCCGAAUAGACUUCCGUAGUAUAGCUGUGCCUGGCUCAUCAGGCUCCCGGCAGCGCCAGCCACCAGGAGCACAGCAGUCCCACUCAUCUCCUGGAGACAUAGCUUCAUCUCCUCAGGGCUUGGACAAUCCAGCCUUGCUCCGAGACAUGUUGCUGGCCAACCCCCAUGAGCUGUCCUUGCUGAAGGAACGCAAUCCACCCCUGGCAGAUGCUCUGCUCAGUGGAGACCUUGAGAAAUUUUCUAGGGUCCUGGUGGAGCAGCAGCAGGACCGAGCCCGGAGAGAGCAAGAAAGGAUUCGUCUCUUUUCUGCUGACCCUUUUGAUCUUGAAGCUCAGGCAAAAAUAGAAGAAGAUAUAAGGCAACAGAACAUUGAGGAAAACAUGACAAUAGCUAUGGAAGAGGCUCCCGAAAGUUUUGGCCAAGUAGUGAUGCUUUAUAUUAACUGCAAAGUGAAUGGACAUCCUGUGAAAGCCUUUGUUGACUCAGGUGCCCAGAUGACUAUUAUGAGCCAAGCUUGUGCAGAAAGGUGUAAUAUAAUGAGAUUGGUGGACCGUCGGUGGGCAGGUAUCGCCAAAGGAGUGGGCACUCAGAAGAUUAUUGGAAGGGUACAUCUAGCUCAGGUUCAGAUUGAAGGAGACUUCCUGGCAUGUUCUUUCUCUAUACUUGAGGAGCAGCCCAUGGACAUGCUUCUGGGACUGGACAUGCUGAAGCGGCAUCAGAAAACUGAGAAGUCCUGGCUUCUGCAACCUGGAAGGGUCCCUGAACUGAGGAUGUCAUCAUGCAUGUGUUCCAUUGACCUCAAGAAAAAUGUACUCGUGAUCGGCACCACAGGCUCUCAGACCACCUUCCUUCCUGAGGGAGAGUUACCAGAGUGUGCCCGAUUGGCAUAUGGGGCUGGGCGAGAGGACGUGCGGCCAGAGGAGAUUGCAGACCAAGAAUUAGCAGAAGCUCUUCAAAAAUCCGUAGAGGAUGCAGAGAAAAGCGGUAAAGAAACUACCUCACUGGGAAUGUCCUCAUUACCAACUUCAGACGGAUUUAACCAUCCAGCCCAUCGUUCAGGACAGAGUCCUGAGAUUGGUGAUCCUGUGAGUCUUGCUCACUCCGUCCCUGCUUCAGCCUGCCCUGUGAAGCCCAGUGACCCCGACAGCAUCGAACCUAAGGCUGUGAAGGCUUCAGCUGAAUUCCAGAUAACCUCUGAAAAGAAAGAACAUCUUCCUCUGCAGGAUCUUUCUAAUAGUGCUUCUUCAGCAGACAGUGCUCCAGCAGACCAGAGUCCAGCCAUGCCUUUGCAGAAUUCCUCCGAAGAAGCCAUUGUUGCAGAUAAUACGGAGAAAUCUGCUGAAAGAAGCACCCAGGGCCUCAGAUCUCCUCUCCACACAAGACAGCAAGCUAGUUUAUCUGUCACAACUAGUAGGGUGCAAGAACCACCAGGGUUUCUAGGUGAAAAGGGUUGGUAUCCAGAAAAUCAGAAACUGAGUCAGGUGAAUGGCCUGCAGCAGCACAAAGAACCAGGGAAUCAACAGCAUGGGGUCGGACAACAGAAUGCUCUAAAUGAUCAAGAACAUCUCUGUAGCACAGAGGACUUUGAAAUUCUUGGAGAAAGGCAACAGAAUCAACAGAAAGGUGUUGAUUUGGAAACGACAAUGAAAGAAGAUGGGCUACAACACAGUGUGGACCUUCUGGGUACAGAGGAAAAUAUUCUACCUUCAGGAUGCUUUGGCUGCUCAAAUUCAGAAACACUUAUGGAAGUAGAUACAGCUGAAGAGUCUCUAGUUGCUAUGCUUAACUCAGCGGAUGGUCAGCAUGCCAGUGUCAAGAACAUCGGUGCAUCUGCUCUCACCUUAGAUAAUCCCUUGAUGGAAGUAGAAACAUCAAAAUGUAAUCCUCCUUCAUCUGAAAUUUUGAGUAAUUCAGUUUGCACUCAGGAUUUACAGCUCCCAGACAGUAAUGUUGAAAUGUCUGGAAUAAAUAAAGAGGGUGAGGAUUGCUCCCCCUCCUUGAGUCUUGGUGGCAGUUGUCAGCCCUCUGUGGAGUCAGCAGAGGAACCUUGCUCGUCUCUAACAGCAGCUUUGAAGGAACUCCAUGAACUUCUGGUCAUUAGUAGUAAACCAGCUUCAGAAAAUACAUCUGGAGAAGUUACCUAUCAGUCAGAAAUGAUAACUGAGGGCCACACAGGUAUUCAGGACCUUUCUGAAAGAUGGACCCAAAGUGAGCGUCUCACAGUUACCCAGAAUGAAGACCAUUCACAAGUCUCCUUUCAUCAGAGCAUAUGUGUAUCGGUGAGGGCAGAAAAGUUAACAGACACUUCAAAUGGUGCUGGAGUAGAUGUAGUAGAAAAUAGUAACAUUGGGGAUCUGGGUGAUGGCCUAGGAACUGAGAAGGAAAGUGUCCCCAAGCCUAGGGGAUCCGUAAAGGAGACCAGCUCUGCCACUCUGGCCUCAGCUAAAACGUCUAAGCAGUCACACUGCACAUUAGGUGUAGACAUUCCACCCCAACUCUUAGCAGGUGAGGAGGAUGCAGUCAGUCACACGUCUGAGCAAAUGAAGUCCUUGUCCAGUUUCAUAUUGGUUAAAGAUUUGGGUCAGAGCACACACAAGCCGGUGACAGACAGGCCUGAGACCAGAGAAGAUGUCUGUCCUGAAGCUGCAGGGCCACUUCUUGAAUUUGAACCACCUCCCAGCCAGUCAUCACCAAGUCCCUCCAUUCUUUCACCAUUAAUUUUUCCCGCUGCAGACAUUGACCGCAUUCUCCGUGCCGGCUUCACUUUGCAGGAAGCUCUCGGGGCUUUGCAUCGAGUUGGUGGAAAUGCAGACCUUGCACUUCUCGUUUUGCUAGCGAAGAACAUUGUAGUUCCUACAUAACCAUGGAAAAGGGGGCUAGACCAUACUCCAUUCCCUUAAAAGCUAUACACGUGUACACACACACACACACACACACACACACACACACCACUCAUCACAUAUACAAUAUAUGUAGAAACCUGCAAGCAGAAUGUUGAGCCAGAUUUUUUUUAAAGAUUUUUUUCGGCCAAAGUAACUUAUCUCUUGUCUGAUGAAUUUGUCUAUUCUCUUUGUUAAAAUUUGGGCCUUUUUAAAUGUAUUGGCAGUAUGUGCAUACAAAAGCUUUUUAUUACCAUUAAGAUGAUGUAUUCUGGAAUAAAAUUGAUGGUUUUGUGUAUAGCAUA